AUGAGAAAUUCGGAGGAAUCUUCAACCUCAAAACCCGCGCCGUCGUUCUUCAUUGCGCGGCGGCGCCGGUCCUGCCCGCGAGGGCCUGAAACAUCGGGGGGAGAGGAGGAGAGAGCUCCGGCUUUCUUUUUUCUCGAGCCCCAUGGGAGAGUCGGUGCGGAGAUUGUGUGUGAUGACACUUUAGUGCAAUACGCAGCAUACUUACUCUGCUUCUUCCUUCACGGGGGGAGUGGAUGGUAUCAUUCGAUUCCGAUCAUUCUGGUGGGGAUGGCGCUUCCCUUUUUUUUUUCCCAGGUUAGUUUUCGUUUCCUGCUCCCCCUUUUCUGUCUUGUUUGGGAGUGCUGGAAAGGAUUUUUUUGUGACCUUGCUAAUUUGUGA
Molecule: messenger RNA, 378 nt
Organism: Penicillium nucicola
Lineage: Eukaryota; Fungi; Ascomycota; Eurotiomycetes; Eurotiales; Aspergillaceae
Exons: 2
Coding region: 1-378 (125 amino acids)
Source: RefSeq, a predicted model, not a curated record